Molecule: messenger RNA, 1043 nt
Organism: Motacilla alba alba
Lineage: Eukaryota; Metazoa; Chordata; Aves; Passeriformes; Motacillidae
Gene: NEUROG2
Product: neurogenin 2
Exons: 1
Coding region: 80-772 (230 amino acids)
Molecular function (GO): protein dimerization activity
Source: RefSeq, a predicted model, not a curated record
CGCCGGAGAGGCGAGGAGAGCGCGCCCGCUGCUUCCCGGUGCUGCCCGGUGCGGCCCCGUCCAGCCGCCGCGCACAAGGAUGCUGGUGAAGGCGGAGGUCCUGGCGCCGCCCGCCGAGGACGAGCUGCUGCUGCUGGGGCUGGGCUCGCCCGCCCCCUCGCCCUCGCUGCCGUCCAGCGCCGAGGAGGAGGAGGAAGAGGAGGAGGAGGAGGAGGAGGAGCUGCGCGCCGCCCCGCCGGCUCGCCCCGUCGAGGCUCCGGGCGGCCGCGGGCUGCGGCGGGCGGAGGGGAAGCGGCGGCCGGGGCGGUCCCGCGGCGCCCCGCGGGCGGCGCGCACGGCGGAGACGGCGCAGCGCAUCAAGCGGAGCCGGCGGCUCAAGGCCAACAACCGCGAGCGCAACCGGAUGCACAACCUGAACGCGGCGCUGGACGCCCUCCGCGACGUGCUGCCCACCUUCCCCGAGGACGCCAAGCUCACCAAGAUCGAGACGCUCCGCUUCGCCCACAACUACAUCUGGGCGCUCACCGAGACCCUGCGGCUGGCCGGGGCGGCGCGGCUCGGCCCCGACGGGGCGGCGGCGGCCGCGGUCCCCGCCGAGGGCAGCCCAUCGCCCGCCUCCUCCUGGAGCGGCGGCGCCGCCAGCCCCGCGCCCUCCGCCUCCCCGUACGCCUGCACUUUAUCGCCAGCCAGCCCCGCGGGCUCCGCCUCGGAUCCCGAGCACUGGCCCGGCCGCUUCGCCCCGGGGCCGCCGCUGCCCCGCCGCUGCCUCUAGCCCGGCCCGGCGCUGCCGGGGCUCCCCCCGGGGCGGCGGCGGCAUCUGCCCGCUUCCCAGGGCAGGGCGGGCUGUGGGAAAGGCACCUGCCAAACCAAACUUUCCGUCUCUCUCUUUCUCUCUCUCUCUCGCCGAUGUGCACUUUGUCCGGUUUUCCCAGAUCUGUCGCCGCGGGGCUUUUGUGUGUGUGUGUGUCCCCCCCUUUCCCCGCUCCCCUCUUUGCCAUCUGUCCCUUAUGAUUUAUAGGCGGGAGGGGGGUGCAAAGCGAGGG